AUGAAAUUCGCUUGGAAUUAUGUAUUUGUACUCAUCUUGUUGGCGUACAUGAUAGGCUCUGGUGUGCUACUAUUUUCACGAGGUUUUCUACUCUCGCGUGUCUCCAAAACAGAUGUCAGCUCUUGUCGUCGUUUAUCCACAAAUCCAAAUGAUGAAUACUAUCUCACUGAAGAGAUUGUGCAAGAAAUCUUUAAAGAUGUUAAUGCUUCAUCGAAUUUAUGUCUUCCACAAAAGUCAAAAGUAAUUAUUUUAUUAAUAGACGCGCUCAAAUAUGAAUUUGGAAUAUUUAACGAGAAUUCAAUAAAUCCAUUGGCUUUUGAAAAUAAAUUGCCCAUAAUGCAUGAACUACUGAAACAGUUCCCAGAACAUACACGUAUGAUGCGUUUUAAGGCUGAUCCACCCACCACAACAUUACAACGUUUAAAAGGUCUCACAACUGGUAGUUUGCCAACUUUUAUUGAUAUUGGUUCGAAUUUCGCUUCGCCAGAAAUCAACGAAGACAAUAUUAUCGAUCAAAUGGUUAAAAAUAAUGUGCCUGUAGUGUUUAUGGGUGAUAGUACUUGGACAGAUUUGUACCCACGUCGUUUUAAACGUACAUAUGCAUAUCCUAGUUUUGAUAUAUUCGAUUUGGAUACAGUUGAUACGAGAAUAGAAAAACAUUUACCUAAUGAAUUGGUUAAAUCAGAUUGGCAAGUGUUAAUUGCACAUUUUUUGGGCGUUGAUCAUUGUGGACAUAAGCAUGGACCUAUGCACCAUGAAAUGGCACGUAAGCUAACCGAAAUGAACAAUGUUAUAAGAAUGGUUAUUGAUAAAAUGGAUAAUGAUACUACGCUUUUUGUAAUGGGAGAUCAUGGUAUGACCGCUUCGGGUGAUCAUGGCGGCGAUACUGAUGAUGAAACAAAUGCUCUGUUGUUUGCUUAUUCCAAACAUAAUGAGUUUAUCAGCAGUAGCUAUGGUUCAGAUAAAGAAAUACUGCAACAGAUUGAUCUGGUACCAAGUCUUGCAACAAUCCUAGGUAUUCCCAUACCUUAUUCAAAUUUGGGUCUAGUUAAUUUCAAUAUAGUACCAGAUGUUGCCGUACCACAUAUGCAUAAAAUCCAAGUACUGCUAUUACACGCCUGGCAGAAUGCACAACAAAUUUAUAAAUAUUUCUAUAGUUACGCACUGGAAAAUAAACGCACAUUCGAUGUUGAAGAUAUGGAUAAACUAGAUACAGAGUUUAUUUUACUGACGCAUCGCGUAAAAGCCAUCUACAAUGAAGCUGCAUUUAAAUCCUUUUUCGGUGAUGUAAACAUACAACUUCGACAAGUUCUCAAGACUUGCCGCGAAAUUUGGGUUAAGUUCGAUGCAAAUCAAAUGUCACAGGGAUUACUGAUAACAUUCUUACCUAUUUUCUUCACAUUUUUAUUAAUCAACAAUACACGAGCUGGAGAUUUUUACAAAAUCUUUACAGCGAAAGGAAUUACCUACAUUUAUUUAUUGAAUUUGGCAGCUGGCGUGUUUGGCUACCGAUAUUUCAAGAACUUUUCAUUUAAAACCGAAGAAAAUGGCAUUAUAUUUUUUACAAAUAUUAUGAGCAUAUUAAUUUUAAUGUUCUAUACAUUUCAAAACUGGUCGACGAUCGCUUUGAAUUGGUCCGGUGUUAAACGUUUUGGAAAUAUGCCGACGCGCGUAAUCAUUUUCUUCACAAGCAGCGUAUUUUUCUCGAAUAGCUUUAUAGUGCAGGAACCUAAAAUACUGGCCUAUUUGUUGGUUGGUGUUUUAAUAUUACUCGUCUUUGAGUUGCUACGGAGAAGUGUACGUAUUGAUUUUAAAACUAAAUUUAAGGUGUCACAAUUCUUAAAAUCAGCCACAUUUAAACUAAUACUCAUCACAAUAUUGGCUAUAGUAUUCGUACGUUUUGCAUUUUUGCUGUUCCGUUGUCGUGAAGAACAAGGAAAUUGUGCAGAUUUUUCCAACAACUCAACCGGUUUCUCCCUGAAAAAACCAUCGACCGGUAAAGCUUAUUUAAUGGCUGUAGUUAUUAUUGUCUUAUACACUACGCUUACACGUUUAUAUUUGCGUUCUUGCGGUAAUUUGACGGGGAACUCUGUUAAUGUACUAUUAGCACGUUACGGUCCGACCAUUGCGUCCAUAUGCGCUGGCGGACACAUACUUUUGUCAAGCAGUUCUGUCAAGAAUAUACAACGUUCACAUAUAGAUGCUAUGGCUUUGGUUAUUUACGCUUUGCUAUUAGUUCAGAUUAUAGUGCUAAGCAUUGCACCACUAAUGGUGUUUGUGUUGCCACCUAAAAAUAAUUCCACUGUAACUGUCAAACGAGGCGAGAGCAUUGUACCAGAAAUAUUUAAAAAAAUGAAGCGCAUAUAUGAAGGAGAUGAGUCUGAAAAACGUUUUGAGAUACCAGUAGUCUAUGGUCUUGCCACUAUCUAUUCCUCGGUUGUGAUAUCUUUUGGUGUAUUUUUAGCAAUCAUGCUUGUAGUACUACUUGAACCAAAAUCAGCUAUCGGCAUUAUUAUCUGCCUAGCGAUAGGAGCGGUAAUACUAUCCGUGCAUUCCAUUUUGCGAUAUAGAACUGCAAAUAAUUUUGAGACAUGCAUACAACCCACAUUUACUGCUAUUGUUGGUUGGUUUCUCUUAGCACAUUUUUGUUUCUAUGCAACCUCACAUCAAACUACAUUAUCUCAAAUUGAUUGGCGUGCAGCUUUUGUCGGACGUACAACCAGCAUUGGUCAAUCCAAUUUUAUAUCUGGAAUUUUAGUUAUCUUAAAUACUUUCUGUGGUCAAAUACUUUUCUUUUGCUUAUAUGGCUUACUGAGCACGGAAACAUUCUCCAUCUUUGCACUAUUUCCUUCGCUUAUUAAAACUAACUCAAAUCGUGAUACUCGCAAAGGAGAAGCAUUAGAAUCGCGUGCCAAUAACACAGCACAACCACGUUCGCUUGUGGAAAUCUCGAACGAAUGUGUUGGAUUUGAUAUGACACGUGGAGAACUAACACUUUUCGAAAAUGAAUCUAUAUUUCUUGGCACAGUUUUCAAGCUAGCAGCACAAUUUUUCAUGUUGCAAGGCGUAAAGAUAUUUUGUGCUAUGAUGGCCUGCACAAUACACUGUCGUCAUUUAAUGGUCUGGAAAAUAUUCGCACCACGCUUUAUAUAUGAAGCAUUGGCCACAUUUGUCAGUUUCCCCGCGCUCAUUGUAGGUUAUUUACUUAUCGUACGGAUACACUUCGCGGUAGACAGUUUAGUGAAAAGAAUAAAUAAAGUGAAAUGAAGCUAAGAAUUUUUAUCGUGUAGGUUAGCACCAAUCCAAUGUGGUCAUUAAUUGUUUACACAUUUUUGUUAAUUAUUUAUUAAAUUGCUUACUUGUAUUGUAAGCAUUUGUAUUGAAACUGCUAGUCACUUAGAAAUAAUGGCUACAGUACAAAGACUUAAUUGUAUUAAUGAAAACAGCAAUAAGCUUUUUUAAAGUUUUGUAUUAAUUCUAGCUUAGCUUUUAUAGUAUAGUAAAUUAUAUUAAUAGACAAAAUGCCGUUUAAUUUGAAACUACCUCAUCCAACUACGUCGAAUUUCCUGGAAUGCUGUUAAAAAUGUGAGUUAUACUAUUUUAUACAUAAUAUUGUGUAUGUGGAGUAGUAUAAAAUCAUUUGUAUUAACACAUAUAGUAAGUUAAUCUAAUACGUAAUUUUGUGUAAGUAGCAACUGAAGAGAUUU
Teleopsis dalmanni is the source of this 3707-nucleotide messenger RNA. Its product is annotated as GPI ethanolamine phosphate transferase 3-like. The transcript has 6 exons. Bases 1 to 3267 code for a protein of 1088 amino acids. NCBI's taxonomy places the organism in Eukaryota, Metazoa, Arthropoda, Insecta, Diptera, Diopsidae. Gene Ontology annotation, molecular function: mannose-ethanolamine phosphotransferase activity. Gene Ontology annotation, cellular component: endoplasmic reticulum membrane. The record is from RefSeq and is a predicted model, not a curated record. Gene Ontology annotation, biological process: GPI anchor biosynthetic process.